AUGGCAAAUGUUAACUACACUGUAAUAAAUGUAACCAGCUUUAUAAUCACUGGAUUUGAUCACCUGCAAAACCAAAAACUCCUUGGAUUCCUCAUCUUAUUAGCCUACAUGCUCAUAUUGUUUGGGAACAGCUUAAAUCUGUCCAUAAUCUUGACUGCCAGACAUUUACACAAACCAAUGUACAUAUUAAUCUGUAACCUUGCUAUUGUUGACAUAAUGUACACCUCUUGCAGCAGUCCAACCAUGAUCUCAGUGCUGCUGGCUGAGAUUAAAACUGUUUCAUAUUACUCUUGUAUCUCAAGGAUGUUUUUCUAUCAUCUUGGUGAUAUCACAGAAUGCCUUGCUCUGACCUUGAUGGCAAUAGACCGACUUAUUGCAAUUAGGUUUCCUUUAAGGUACCACAGCAUUGUAACAAAUUCACGAGUAAUUCUGCUUAUUUUAUUAACUUGGAUCGCUGGAUUCAGCCUGAUGGGUUUUGCAAUAUCUGUGGUAGAUAGUCUUCCAUACUGCAAGGCUGUCAUCAGAUAUGCUUAUUGUGACAGUGCUUCUUUGAUCAGAGCUUCUUGUAUUGAUCCCGAACCUUUUUUUUUCAUCGGUGCAAUGAUAAAUUUGUGGCAAAUCUGUGGACAGUUUUCCUUUAUUUUCUGUACCUAUGCUGUGCUGGCAUACACUGUGGCCAAACUUACCAACAACUCAAACAAAAAGCAAAUGAUCAACACAUGUGUAAGUCACGUUAUUGUACUGCUCAGUUAUUUUGCUCCAAAACUGGUCUCUGUUUUACUAACUCGAAUAGGAGUUGUGCUAACUUUAACAGAGAGAAAUGCACUACAGAUUGUUGCAGCUUUGACUUCACCUCUAAUAAACCCAGCAGUUUACUCCAUCAGGACUAAAGAGAUCAGGAAACGAUUAGCAGAUGUGUUCCUAUUCAAAAAAGUUGCACCAAUUCAUUUGAAGACAAGUUUAUAA
Messenger RNA from Paramisgurnus dabryanus, 966 nucleotides. RefSeq names its product olfactory receptor 6N1-like. The record is from RefSeq and is a predicted model, not a curated record. Gene Ontology annotation, molecular function: odorant binding; G protein-coupled receptor activity; olfactory receptor activity. Gene Ontology annotation, cellular component: membrane. Gene Ontology annotation, biological process: detection of chemical stimulus involved in sensory perception of smell; G protein-coupled receptor signaling pathway. Lineage: Eukaryota; Metazoa; Chordata; Actinopteri; Cypriniformes; Cobitidae.